This is a messenger RNA of Saccostrea cuccullata (small rock oyster), 552 nucleotides long. Its product is annotated as perlucin-like. The record is from RefSeq and is a predicted model, not a curated record. Lineage: Eukaryota; Metazoa; Mollusca; Bivalvia; Ostreida; Ostreidae. Bases 1 to 552 code for a protein of 183 amino acids. Gene Ontology annotation, molecular function: signaling receptor activity. The transcript is spliced from 4 exons.
AUGGCUCAAAUGUUUGCUGUCAUAUUCCUCUUGUCACAGCUACAAAUAAGUUUUUCCCAAAGUCUGGACACGAAAAAUGGCGAUGAUAAAUGUGUGCUAGGAGCAUCGGACAAAUCUCUGCUGUCAUUAAACUCCCAACUACAAGACGUGGAACAGAAAGAUUGUUUAAAAGGAUGGGUCAAGCAUGGAAAUUCAUGCUACAUGCUAAACACACAGAAGUUAACAUGGGAACAAGCAAACGAUAAUUGUCGAGGAUUGUCAGCCAGGUUGGUUGAAAUAGAGACAAAGCCCGAGAACAUCUUUAUAGAAAACAUCAUAAAGAAAAGAGAAGCUAACGGCCAGGCCUGGUUGGGUGCUUCAGACAAUACACAAGAAAACACCUGGAUUUGGAAUUACUCAGGGUUACCAUUACGCUUCUCUAACUGGAGGCAGGGAGAACCAAACAAUGACGAAGGAAGUGAAGAUUGCAUGGGAAUACUUUCCCAGGACGGAACUUGGAAUGAUUUGCCAUGUUCAGCUUUGUUCAUGUUUGUCUGUGAAAAAGACCUUUAA